GUUGAGAUGUAUUAGUCGGCAAGGUAUUAUUGGUGGAGCUGGCUAGCUUUGGAAGAUAUUUGUAAUGCGUCGCAAAACCAGGUAGGAGUCAGCGAUAGUUUUCUUUUUUCAUAACAAAAAAGAAUCAAAAAAAAAAAAAAAAGAGAAAAGAAUGGGAAGCAUUGAUUGGGUAGGUGUAAGAUAGGGUUGUAGUUAAAGAAAGUAUGGAUAAAAAGGUAAUACUGAGGAAGAGCAUAUUAUGAAGUUGGAAAUUCAUUUAAUAGAAUAUUAAUGAGUGCUGGAUUGUAAUAAGUAAACAGUGAUUAGUAGUAAUUAGCAACAGUGAGGGUGAAGGAAGGGUACUGAAGCAUAGCAUAGAAACAGGGAAACUAAAAAAAUUGCCAAAAAGGCAAAUCACGCGAACACAAUAGUUGUAGAGUAUAGAGUCUGUCGAGAUCUCAUUCAUGAUCGGUGAUAAUUGUUGAAGAGAGAGAGACAGAGAGAGAGAGAGAGGAUGGGUUGUUGCCAAUCAUCGAUGUUGCUGAGAGUGGGAGAGAGGGAGACUCACCCUGAAAAGGAGAAGGAAAGGGAAAAGGAAAAAGAGCAAGCGUACGGAAACCACCAGAGGCAGUCUGAGGGAGGAGAGGGCGACGGCGAGAAAGAGGUGGUUGAUUUCUCGUUCUCGGAGUUCUCGCUGGCGGAGCUGAAGGCGGCCACCAACAAUUUCAGCUCUGAGUAUAUCGUGUCAGAGAGUGGGGAGAAGGCACCCAAUCUGGUGUACAAGGGUCGCCUCCAGAACCAGAGCCGUUGGAUUGCUGUGAAGAAGUUCAGCAAGUCUGCUUGGCCUGAUCCCAAGCAAUUCGUCGAAGAGGCUUCCGGCGUUGGUAAGUUGCGCCAUCCAAGGCUCGCUAAUUUGAUCGGUUACUGCUGCGACGGCGAUGAGAGGCUUCUCGUUGCCGAGUACAUGCCUAAUGACACUCUUGCCAAGCAUCUCUUCCACUGGGAAACUCAGACUAUUGAGUGGGCCAUGCGGUUGCGAGUGGCUCUGUACAUCGCACAGGCUUUGCACUAUUGCAGUUCUGAGGGGCGUCCCUUGUACCAUGACUUGAAUGCUUACCGUGUUCUCUUCGACCAGGAAGGUGAUCCUCGUCUCUCUUGCUUUGGUUUUAUGAAGAACAGCAGGGAUGGCAAGAGUUAUAGCACCAAUCUUGCUUACACACCUCCUGAAUAUUUAAGAAACGGAAGGGUCACGCCUGAAAGUGUCAUUUACAGCUUUGGAACCGUUCUUCUAGACCUCCUCAGUGGCAAGCACAUCCCUCCCAGUCAUGCACUUGAUAUGAUACAGGGGAAAAACAAUAUGCUCUUAAUGGAUUCACAUUUAGAGGGAAAGUUUUCAACAGAAGAGGCAACAGUAGUGGUUAAUCUUGCCUCUAAAUGUUUGCAAUAUGAACCUAGGGAGCGGCCUGAUACAAAGGAUUUGGUCACAACACUUGCCCCAUUGCAUACAAAACCCGAUGUUCGUUCUCACAUUAUGCUUGGAAUUCCAAAGCACGAGGAGGUUCCAUCAACCCCACAACGUCCUCUUUCAGCAAUGGGUGAGGCUUGUUCAAGAAUGGACCUAACUGCAAUACAUCAGAUCUUGGUUGCGACACACUACAGAGACGAUGAAGGAACUAAUGAGUUGUCGUUCCAAGAGUGGACUCAACAGAUGAGAGAUAUGCUGGAGGCAAGGAAGCGUGGAGACUAUGCAUUCCGUGACAAGGACUUUAAGACAGCCAUUGAUAACUAUUCCCAGUUUAUUGAUGUUGGAACGAUGAUCUCUCCAACUGUUUUUGCAAGGCGCAGUCUGUGCUAUCUGUUAUGUGAUCAACCAGAUCCUGCACUACGAGAUGCAAUGCAAGCACAGUGUGUUUAUCCAGACUGGCCCACGGCUUUCUACAUGCAAUCAGUUGCUCUUGCAAAACUGGACAUGCACAAGGAUGCGGCUGAUAUGUUAAAUGAGGCAGCUGCAUUGGAAGAGAAGAGGCAAAGAGGAGCAAGAUGAUCAUAGUUUUAUGCAGUGGGAUAAUUUGAGGGUGCCAAGUUCUGUAUAAAGGUUGAGCUGGGAAGCAAAACUAACGUUUGAAUCUGAGUUUAAAUGUGUCAGAGAAAUACAACAGUGGUGGAGUAGAUGGCACAUGCUCUUUAUUUCACCAUCUUAUAGGAAUCUGUUACAACUUGAAAACAACUGUGCUUAUGCACUCUAAAUUGGGAAGUAAUACCGGUAAUUUUUCCAUUGUUAAUGAAAUUGAUUGUUUGAUGCCUACUGGGUUACUUGCUGAUUGUCAA
Glycine soja is the source of this 2307-nucleotide messenger RNA. RefSeq names its product serine/threonine-protein kinase BSK1-like. The record is from RefSeq and is a predicted model, not a curated record. Gene Ontology annotation, molecular function: protein binding; protein kinase activity; ATP binding. The transcript is spliced from 7 exons. The coding region runs from base 494 to 2023 and encodes 509 amino acids. Gene Ontology annotation, biological process: protein phosphorylation; brassinosteroid mediated signaling pathway. NCBI's taxonomy places the organism in Eukaryota, Viridiplantae, Streptophyta, Magnoliopsida, Fabales, Fabaceae.